UUUCAUCAAUGAGUGAUGUUUUCUGUUCCUGUCCAGAGCCAAAAAGACUUCUCAGACCCUAACCCUAACCCUUAUUCAAGAGGGGGGAACCAGCUAGCCUUUGCUUUAAAAAGCUGCAGGUCACUUCCAGCUCGGACACACUCAUCAGUGAAUCAACAGACAGGAAACAGGAUGUCGGUGUGGUUUUGGAUUUCGGUUUGUGCCUCGCUCUGUCGCGUAGUGACCGCCCAACAUGGGAUGACCGGUCAGCCCCGUGAGGUCCCGGUGAACGGCACCGAGGUGGUGGCGGCGGCUCGGUUUGCCGUGGUUGAAUUCAACAGGGACAACGCCGAGGACCAGUUCGCCUACAAAAUUUUGAACAUUACGUCGGCCAAAAUUCAGGUGGUUGCAGGGAUAAACUUGAUCCUGGAGGUGCGGCUCGGUCGGACAGCGUGCAAGUCGAGCGACACGAGUGACGGUGAGGCAUGCGGUUUCAACUCGGAGCACAAGGAGCUUUGGUGCCACUUCGUCGUUACAGAAAUCCCUUGGGAAGAUUCACGUGUACUCACACAAAAGAGGUGUCACCCACAUAAUUGACUGAAACUCUGAUUGGUGCUGUGUAUGUGAAUGAGAGGGAGCAAGGGAUGAAAGACAUCGACAGAGAUCCAAAUGGUAUGUUCCUUCGCCAAAUGAGCCACCAUGAAGGGCCUGACGUGAAGGCUUCACGUGCACAUUACAUGUAUGGCUUAUGCUGCAUGCAUGUUACGCAGAGCACACUAUGGAUUGUGUGCAUGCCAUUAAGUGUGUGAAUAAGAGAGAUGUACAUGUUGCUCAGUCAGCUAUUGCACAGACAGAGACCAUCAAUCACAAAUGCACAGUGAGCCGCAUUGCUCUUUUCCUGGUCCCUCAAGUCCCUUCUCUGGGCUGGAAUUACACAGCACUUUACCUGCAACACUGCAUUUUUCUGGACUCCGUCUUAACCCUGCACCGUAACUCAAGCAACACAUUUGUGCGGUGCCAUGUCUUUUUAAACUAUGACAAGGGGUGAGGUUUUAUGGCGCGACUUAUAAAUCUGCUCCAUAUACACAGUCAUAUAUGCUGUUUUUAAAAAAAAAAAAAAAUCAUAUUUUAGCUCUCUAGAUGCGGUAAAAUGCGCACAAGGUGAAAUCCAUUCCAGCCUCUCAGACCGUUCUUGAUAUAACAGAAAAAUGUACAAAUUAAAAGGAUGAGGAGAUCGUUUCUUGGGUUUUGCAUGGUAACAUCACCCCCUUUGCAUACUGUAUGCAGUACAACAUAUGUCAGCGAAGGGCCAUCCCUCACCACGACUACUGUAUGUCUUUAUUAACGCCUGCUUGACAUCUUGUUUCCCUGCUUGAAGCCGUUGUCAGUUCCUCACCCCCACCUCACCACCACAUGAACUUUUGUCCUUAUGUUUGACUAAUAUCACAAAUAGACACAUUCUUCCUUUGCCUCCAUUGAACCACUUAUAAUUUGUUCUUUUGUAUCAUUUUGAGUCAUCCUGAAAAACUUAAAAUUUAACAACACGUUUCAUUAAAAUAAAUCUCUAUGGUA
This is a messenger RNA of Acanthopagrus latus (yellowfin seabream), 1551 nucleotides long. RefSeq names its product cystatin-like. Gene Ontology annotation, molecular function: cysteine-type endopeptidase inhibitor activity. The transcript has 6 exons. The record is from RefSeq and is a predicted model, not a curated record. Bases 16 to 576 code for a protein of 186 amino acids. Lineage: Eukaryota; Metazoa; Chordata; Actinopteri; Spariformes; Sparidae.